Messenger RNA from Effrenium voratum, 1582 nucleotides. Lineage: Eukaryota; Dinophyceae; Suessiales; Symbiodiniaceae. The record is from the annotation of a GenBank genome assembly.
AUCUCGUGUUCCUGCUUCUGGAACAUCCUGGGCUCGUUUUGCCGCGGCCCAUCGUCCUAGUUCUGCGCAUCUUCUAUUUGUGGACACCCGGCUGACCGAGCCGACAUGCUCACUAUCAACGUCAGCCUCCUCAGUGGGAGGACAGUACCGGUGCCGGCAGCACCCGACGCACUGGUGGGAGACCUGCGGAAGGCCAUCCAGUCCCAGCUGGCGCUGGGCCCCUUAGCGCUGCUCUCGGGCAGCGGGGCGCGGCUCCUGGCCUCGCAGACCUUGAAGGAGGCCCAGCUGAAGAGCGGCGACGCCGUGACCGCCGUGGCGGUGGCGAACUUGCGGCUCUUCGCGCACCGACUGGGCCGGGCCUUUGCGGCGCUGAAGCCCAACGGCCAGGUAGUGUCCUGGGGUGACCCCGAGUGCGGCGGCGAAAGCUCCAGGGUUCAGAAGCGGCUCUCCCACGUGAAGCACAUCUGCGGCUCUGGGGGAGCAUUCGCAGCGAUCAGGGCCGAUGGCAGCGUGGUGACUUGGGGUCACCCUGGUGACGGCGGCGUGGUGAAUUUCCGGGUCUCGGAUGUGAAGCGCCUUUGUGCCACCUGCUCCGCCUUCGCAGCCCUGCACAAAGACGGCAAGGUCUCCACGUGGGGGGCCCCCAACUAUGGUGAGACGACGGCGCCGCUGCGGGGGGUGGUGGACUUGUGCGCCAGCAGCGCCGCCUUUGCAGCGCGGAAGAAGGACGGAAACGUGAUUGCCUGGGGAUCCUCUUCUGAUGGCGGCGACAGCAGCCAGGUGUCGUCGCAGCUCAUGGACGUCACUCAGCUGGCGGCCUCCAACUCCGCCUUUGCGGCGCUGCGGAAGGAUGGGAAGGUGAUCUGCUGGGGGGACCAGCGCUGCGGCGGGGACGUGAGCCAGGUGGAGCAACAACUGCGGCGAGUGCAGGCGAUCUUCGCCUCGGGCAGUGCCUUCGCGGCCUUGCGGGCUGACUACUCGGUGGUGGUGUGGGGGGCCACGCUGCCGCCAACCAACCCGCUGCCAGGGGUGCGCCAUGUGUGCGGCUCCGGCGGCGCCAUGGCGGCGCUGCGGAUCGACGGCACCGUGGUGACCUGGGGCUGCGCCCAGGAAGGUGGCGACAGCAGCGCGGUGCAAGCGCAGCUUCGGGAUGUGAAAGAGGUGGCCUCCACGGACGCGGCCUUCGCGGCGGUGAAGGCGGAUGGCUCCGUCGUCACCUGGGGCAAAGCCUCGUUCGGCGGGGACUCCUCCAAGGUGCAGCAGGAGCUGCAGAACGUGGAGUCGGUGCUGGGCUCCUGGUCCGCCUUCGCGGCUUUGCGUAAGGACGGCCUCGUGGUGACCUGGGGCGACCGGUUCAAUGGCGGUGAUAGCAGCGCAGUGCAGGACGAUCUCAUGAUAUGAAUGUAGCGGCUCACUCUCCCCUGUGGGUGGGGGGAGCAGCCUCGGUUUAGAUUUUCCCGCGGAGAUACCGUUGAGUUUUGAUGGAAUGGCAGGACAGUCUGCUACGAAGAGCCGUGCAUGUCUUUGGGGCUAAGACCCCAUAGCUUCUUGGGCCUAUUAGCGACACAACGUCUUGGGGGGG